Molecule: messenger RNA, 7691 nt
Organism: Ornithorhynchus anatinus (platypus)
Lineage: Eukaryota; Metazoa; Chordata; Mammalia; Monotremata; Ornithorhynchidae
Gene: MYO6
Product: myosin VI
Exons: 37
Coding region: 300-4193 (1297 amino acids)
Biological process (GO): actin filament organization; inner ear auditory receptor cell differentiation; endocytosis
Cellular component (GO): endocytic vesicle; cytoplasm; ruffle
Molecular function (GO): microfilament motor activity; ATP binding; actin filament binding
Source: RefSeq, a predicted model, not a curated record
AAAUGUUGUAAAAUGGGGGGUUUUUAAAGGGGAGCAUCGCCUUUCGUGGGACCGGCUUAGCCAGAGGGUAAACGGAGCCCUCCGGGGAUUGGAACCGUCGAUUUUACCCACUUUUUGGGGGGCCUUUUGGGCCGCCGGAUCCCUGUUGGUUGCAUAUAUUCGAAACCGUUCGAAAACGACACCACCUGGAGCCUUUUCUCCGUGCGUGAACGGGCCCGGGUCCCAGGAGACGAACCGAAAUAGUUUCCCGAAGGAAUCCGGUGUGAAUAACGGGCGAAAGCAGACAACCCCUUUCCAAGAUGGAGGACGGGAAGCCCGUUUGGGCUCCACAUCCAACUGAUGGAUUUCAGAUGGGAAACAUCGUGGAUAUUGGUCCGGACAACUUAACGAUCGAAUCGCUCAACCAAAAGGGCAAGACUUUUCUAGCUCUUAUAAACCAAGUGUUUCCUGCAGAAGAGGACAGCGGGAAGGAUGUGGAAGAUAACUGCUCACUGAUGUACUUAAACGAAGCCACACUCCUCCACAACAUCAAAGUGCGAUAUGGUAAAGACAGAAUUUAUACCUACGUAGCAAACAUCUUGAUUGCCGUGAACCCAUACUUUGACAUUCCUAAAAUAUAUUCUUCAGAAACCAUUAAGAAGUACCAAGGAAAAUCUCUUGGGACACUACCACCUCACGUCUUCGCACUUGCCGAUAAAGCUUUUCGUGACAUGAAGGUCCUAAAGAUGAGUCAGUCCAUCAUUGUAUCUGGAGAGUCGGGGGCUGGCAAAACAGAAAACACAAAAUUUGUUUUGAGAUACCUGACUGAAUCUUAUGGUACCGGUCAAGAUAUCGAUGACAGAAUUGUCGAAGCCAACCCACUACUGGAAGCCUUUGGGAAUGCAAAGACGGUCCGUAACAACAAUAGCAGUCGUUUUGGAAAGUUUGUUGAAAUUCAUUUCAACGAAAAGAAUUCCGUCGUUGGGGGAUUUGUAUCACACUACCUUUUGGAGAAAUCCAGGAUCUGCGUCCAGGGCAAAGAGGAAAGGAACUACCAUAUAUUCUACAGACUGUGUGCAGGAGCUUCUGAAGAUAUUAGAGAAAAGCUGCACUUGAGUUCUCCAGAUAAUUUCCGGUAUUUAAAUCGAGGCUGCACGAGAUUCUUUGCCAGCAAAGAAACCGACAAACAGAUUUUACAGAAUCGCAAAAGUCCUGAGGAAAAUGAGCAUCUUAAAUUAGGCUCAAUGAAAGAUCCUCUCUUAGAUGACCAUGGAGAUUUCAACAGGAUGUGUACCGCUAUGAAAAAGAUUGGUUUGGAUGAUGCAGAAAAACUCGAUCUUUUCCGUGUAGUAGCUGGCGUCCUGCACCUUGGAAAUAUUGAUUUUGAAGAAGCCGGCAGCACAUCAGGCGGCUGUGCUCUGAAGAAUCAAUGCAGCCAGUCCCUGGAAAAUUGCGCUGAUCUGCUGGGUUUGGAUCGAGAUGAUCUUCGCGUGAGUUUAACUUCCAGAGUUAUGCUUACCACAGCAGGGGGCACCAAAGGAACAGUCAUCAAGGUGCCUCUGAAAGUGGAACAAGCGAACAGUGCCCGGGAUGCAUUGGCAAAAACUGUUUAUAGCCACCUUUUUGAUCACGUGGUAAACAGAGUAAACCAGUGCUUUCCUUUUGAGACGUCAUCCUGUUUUAUUGGAGUCCUAGACAUUGCUGGAUUUGAGUACUUUGAACACAACAGCUUUGAACAGUUCUGCAUCAACUAUUGCAAUGAAAAGCUGCAGCAAUUCUUCAAUGAAAGGAUUCUGAAGGAGGAGCAAGAACUCUAUCAGAAAGAAGGUCUGGGAGUCAAUGAAGUACACUAUGUGGAUAAUCAGGACUGUAUAGAUUUAAUCGAAGCCAAAUUGGUGGGCAUCCUGGAUAUCCUCGAUGAAGAAAAUCGGCUUCCGCAGCCAAGCGACCAGCACUUCACGGCAGCGGUUCACCAGAAACACAAGGACCACUUCCGCCUCACUAUCCCGAGGAAAUCUAAACUGACCGUUCACAGAAACAUCCGAGAUGACGAAGGUUUUAUCAUCAGACAUUUUGCGGGAGCCGUAUGCUAUGAAACAACCCAGUUUGUGGAGAAAAACAAUGAUGCUUUGCACAUGUCUCUUGAAUCACUGAUAUGCGAAUCCAAGGAUAAGUUUAUCCGAGAACUAUUUGAAUCAUCCACUAAUAACAUCAAAGACACCAAACAAAAAGCGGGAAAGCUUAGCUUCAUCAGUGUGGGGAACAAGUUCAAGACACAGUUAAAUCUGCUCCUUGAAAAGCUUCGCAGUACGGGAUCUAGCUUUAUUCGUUGCAUCAAGCCCAAUUUAAAGAUGACAAGUCACCAUUUUGAAGGGGGACAGAUUCUUUCUCAACUUCAGUGUUCAGGUAUGGUGUCCGUUUUGGACCUGAUGCAAGGUGGUUUUCCUUCCAGAGCCGCAUUUCAUGAGCUCUACAAUAUGUAUAAAAAAUAUCUGCCAGAAAAACUUGCGCGAUUGGAUCCGAGACUCUUUUGCAAGGCUCUUUUUAAAGCGUUGGGCUUAAAUGAAAAUGACUACAAAUUUGGAUUAACCAAAGUAUUUUUCAGACCAGGCAAGUUUGCAGAAUUUGACCAGAUCAUGAAGUCGGAUCCUGAUCAUUUAGCGAAGCUGGUUAAAAGAGUCAAUCACUGGCUCAUCUGCAGUCGUUGGAAAAAAGUUCAGUGGUGUUCCCUCUCUGUGAUAAAGCUGAAAAAUAAAAUAAAAUACCGAGCCAAUGCGUGCAUUAAAGUGCAAAAGACUGUUCGAAUGUGGCUCUGCAAAAGAAAACACCGACCACGAAUCGAUGGGUUGGUUAAAGUGCGUACUCUGAAACACCACCUCGACAAACUUAAUGAAGUUGUAAGCGCUCUGAAGGAUGGAAAACCCGAGAUGAGCCAACAGGUCAAGGAUCUGGAGAUCUCUAUUGAUGCUUUGAUGGCCAAGAUUAAGGUUACAGUAAUGACUAGGGAACAGAUACAGAGUGAGUACGAUGCACUAGUUAAAAGCUCGGAACAGCUCCUUAGUUCUCUGCAGAAAAAAAAACAGCAGGAAGAAGAAGCAGAAAGACUUCGGCGGAUCCAGGAGGAAAUGGAAAAAGAGAGAAAAAGGCGAGAAGAAGAUGAGCAGCGCCGAAGAAAGGAAGAGGAGGAGAGAAGGCAGAAGUCUGAGAUAGAGGCCAAGAGAAAACAGGAGGAAGAGGAGAGAAAGAAAAGGGAAGAUGACGAAAAACGAAUGCAGGCCGAAGUGGAGGAACAACUGGCUAAACAGCGAGAAGAGGAGAACCAGCAGCAGGCUGUUAGAGAACAGGAGCGGCGGGAUUGUGAGCUGGCCAUGAGAAUCGCCCAGAGCGAGGCCGAGCUCAUCAGAGAAGAAGCUCAGCUGGAUGCAGGGCUACGCAGAUCGGAUUCUGAGCCAGUAACUACUACACUUGGUGGUUCGAGGCCUAAAAUUACAGUGGAUCAGUUGGCCCAAGAAAUGUCAGAAAUUUUGGCUAGAGGUCCUGCAGUCCAAGCUACCAAAGCAGCUGCUGGAACAAAAAAAUACGACCUUAGUAAGUGGAAAUACGCGGAGCUUCGUGAUACCAUCAACACUUCCUGUGAUAUUGAGCUUCUGGCCGCUUGCAGAGAAGAGUUCCAUAGAAGAUUAAAGGUCUACCAUACCUGGAAAUCCAAGAACAAGAAACGCAACACAGAAACAGAGCAGCGUGCUCCAAAAUCCGUCACAGACUAUGAUUUUGCACCAUUUCUGAACAACCAGCCAGCUCGCCAGAACUCGACUCAUCACCCUGCCAGGCAACAAGAGAUCGAGAUGAACCGGCAGCAGCGCUACUUCCGCAUCCCGUUUAUCCGUCCCGCUGACCAAUACAAGGACCCCCAGAACAAGAAGAAAGGCUGGUGGUAUGCACAUUUCGAUGGUCCGUGGAUCGCCCGGCAGAUGGAACUCCAUCCCGACAAGCAGCCGAUCCUCCUCGUAGCUGGGAAAGAUGACAUGGAAAUGUGUGAGCUAAAUCUGGAAGAGACUGGUCUCACCAGAAAGCGUGGAGCUGAGAUUUUGCCCCGGCAGUUCGAAGAGAUUUGGGAGCGUUGCGGAGGAAUCCAGUACCUUCAAAACGCAAUUGAGAGCAGACAGGCUCGACCUACUUAUGCGACGGCCAUGCUGCAGAACCUCUUAAAGUAAAUACCGCCCUCCCGUUUGAGAUCUAGGAAUCCCUUACCGGGGUAGAAGGGGAAGACUUGUCCCAGGCCCGAGAGGAUUGACGCGUUCAGUCUUCAAGCUCGAGAUAUUUAAUAUAAAGAAAACAGAUUUUAUUAGUCAUUGCUGGGGGGCGGGAGGGGGCGUUAAUUUGUACCUUUUGAUGGUUUCUUUAUACGCGCACUCUAAAUCUUGGACUGGGGUAAGCUUCUGUCUAGAAAGGAUCACAUUUCCAUCUCAUAAAGAUGCUGCUUUUUUUUAGUUGCCCUGUAGAAUUUAAGCACUCCAUAUUCUUUGCCAGGUUCUGGACUUUUUCCCUCCUUCGAUCAGUUGAUUAUUGAGUUAUUUAUUAAGUGCUUAGAGUGGGCAGAGCACUGAACUAAUCUUGGCACUGCACCCUCCCACUUACACUUAAAAACCUCCAUCUACCUAGCAUCUGAAGCACUUGUCUUUACACGAAUGUGGUCUCAGCUUUCAUUUCUUUCCAGAAAAGUCCACGCAUCUUCUCUUCGGACACCAGGCAGGGAUAUCUCAGUCCUUAUGCUGUUUUUAGAAAAUGACCCCAGAGGUAGAAACUUGGAUCACCUCUCUCUGCUUUGGGGUUUGAAGAAAUUUCAGUGCAUUUUGAGGCCACGAAUGAACCGGUGGGUUAAAGGAGGGACUCAAAUUAAGUUCUGGCCCACAGAGUUCUCGAUUCUGUCUUCCUCUGGCUAGAUGUUCCGUGAAGGAUCCCAGUUUUAUUUUUCCUCAAGCAACACAUUGACUUGAAUACUAUGGGUUUUUUUUUCCAAAAAAAAUUCCUAGUUAAUUUUAGUUCUUGUAGGAUUAAGGAGAAGAAAGGGAAAUUUGUUUUAGGGAGCCCUGUGGAUUUGAAAUGUUUGAUUCCGAAUUUUACUUAUUCCUUCCUUUCACCAUUGUUGCAGGUGAUUAAAAUGAUUUCCACAUCCAGAUCCUAUCUGAAAUAUUUACUCCAGUUCCCUAACUCUAAUGGUCUAAUUUAAAUGGUGUAAUUUGAUUAGCAUUCCAUAAAAUAAACUGUUUAAUCAAGUACUAUGAUCUUUUUGGCCUAACACUUCUCCUUUGAGACUUUUUGUAACUAUUUUUUUUUUUAGACUUUGAAUUAAAAUCCCAUCAGCACAAAAAUUAUUCAUGUCACCUAAGACAAAUGACCUUUUUUUACAUUUUCAGAGUGUGCUCUUCAUGUUGAUCAUCAAAAGUUUAAAACUUGGUAUUUAUGAUUUCAGUGCUAGGAUUUUGCAAAGCAAAAAGACAUAGUUCUGAGUUGUGAUGUAAUGAAUUUUAAAACGUCUUUGGCUGUAGUGCAGAAUCAAGUCUUUUGCAACUAAAAUAAUACUUCUGAUCCUAUGACAACUUUAGCUCUCUCCCAAUGAACUUUUGAGAGGAUUCUACAUUUAGUAAAAUAUUUAUCAACCGAUUAGGUUUUGGGCUCUCUGCUCUCUUCUUAGAAUCACUCAUCUUGUGACACUGUAGUAAAGAGGUAUUUAUUUAUGAUUACUCUACAUUCGUAAAAAAUAAUUAUGAUUACACUACAUUCAUAACAGGAAAUGAACAUUUCUGAACUAGCGGUAGUCACCGAAUGAUUUUCUUUUAAGCAUAGAUUGAACUUAUUCUGAAAACAUUUGGCUCUUUGAGUUCAGAAAUUCCCCUCUUUUUCUUACCACACUUUCCUUUGAAGCCGCAUCCAUUCUCCUUAGCGGCAUGUAAAUGGGAAUAGAGCUGCAUGGAAUGGAAAGAGACAUGGAAGAACGCGACGACCCUAAGACUCGAUUUUAAAUGAUUAGUACAAUAGACUUAGAUGAGCUCUCUUAGCAUUAUGUUUGUGGAAUCUGUUCGUGGUAUUCUGCUUAGAUGUUAUUCUGGAAAUCUCUUCAAAAUCUUUAAGGAUUUUGAUUUCCAGGGGGGCAUUGUAGCAGAGUGUCUCCAUUAUUAUAUUUUUUGCUGUGCUUAUGGUUUAAAUAUCCACAAUCUAGAGUCUUAGUCUUAUUAAUUCCAGUUUUAUGAAGCAGCAACCCUAGAAUUGAUCUCUCUGAAUAGCAGCUCUUGAAUUCAUUUUUGCCACCAGGAGAACUGAUCUGAUUCCCCGUUGAUGUUCGACAGCUGCCCUUCCCAAGUGUCUCCCUGCUAGCAGGGAACUAUUCCUGACCUGGAAGCCAUAACUAUCAGGAUAAAGACUUCCAAGAGCCGCAAAAUGGUGCUUUACAAAGUGCCCUUUGUAGCGAGCUGCUUGGGUCACUCUGGGUCUCUUUCAAAGCCGGUUCCAUCAUAAGUCAAGAGGAAUAAGCACCUCUGGAAGGAUUUAUCCCCAUGUUUUAUGAAUUGUUUUCACCGAGACCAUUUCGGUGAAAGGUAUCUUUUUGUACUGUCUGUCUUUCAAGGGUUUUGCCUGGCUGAAUCCAGUCCCUGCUUGGCUAGACUCUCCUCACAUCAGUGUGGAAGUGGGUUGUCGGCAAUAAGCUGCAUUUAAAAGGGAAAGGGCAAGGUAUUUCAAAGUUAUCCCGUCUACUUUUCUGUAUACUUUAGCUAAUUUUUCUUCUGAUGAAUCCAUGAUUCCUGGACUUCUAAGGGACUGGUGGAAAGACAAUAUUCUUCCUUGCAGAAUAUUCUUUCCAGUAAUUGUUUAAAAAAAAAAAAAAAGGAAUACUUUUAAGGAACCAAGAAACAGAGCUUUUUUAAAGUCGAGAAUUUGCACAUCUGGGAGAACUGUAGUGAAGAUGAGAAAGUCGCACAAAGGAAGAGUGUAGCGAUAAUUUACUUGGUUAUACAGAGCUUCUUGAAUGACUAGAUUACCGCGUCUCUUCCUGUUGAGGCUCCCUCUGUGGCACGCUCCUUCCAGAAAGGGAAGGAAUAUUUACGUUAUAUCUGGAAUCUCAGUGCUGAAAUAACUACAGUUUUUCUCUAACACUAAUCUCUUUUCUGGUCCCUUGAAUAGCUCAGUGCUUUAGGAUUCCUAGGAAUAGGUGCUCCCCUGUCAAUUAAAUAUUAUAUUUUUUUUGGACGGCAGCAUGAGAAUCCAUAGUGGGACCAAGUGGGAGGAAUGCUACGAUGAGUGGAGCAGACGUUGCUUAUUUAGAGAGUUUGCGUACUCUAUGUAUAAUUCCCACACAGGCAUUGUCGUCCCAUCUUUCAGAAGCAUUUUCCUCCUCUGAAUUAGAAGUUCUUUUGGGUGUCUGGCUGUUGUUUUUUUAUUAAGACCUCAAGUCCAAUAAUAUGAGAAAUUUACGCCUAUACUGGUGGAUUGAAGCCCGCUGAUGUCGCUCAAGAAUGUGAAUCUAUGCAGAGGUCAUCUUCCAAAACCGAUAACGGGUCAUUUACUGAUUUGCCUUUUUUCGUGGGUGAAAAUCUCUUUAUAGAGCUGCUAAUUGUAUUCUCUUUUCUUCAAAGUGUGUAUCCAGAAUUUUUCCCCCAAAUUAUUUUACUGAUGUACUGAAAGCUGCAAAUAAUAAAUUCAUUCCUUGGUGACUA